UUUUCAGUCCUGCAUUCAACUAUUUCAAAGAAGUAGUAAAUAAUUAAAUGUUAACCAUCGUCUAACUAUAUAUACACUAUAUAGUUCACUCAAGGGAACGAAUCCCCACAUUUCUGAUUCAUUUCCACCCCUUUAAAUGGAAAUGGUCCAGCCGACAAAGGAAUCCCUUUAGGCAACAAGAUUUACUCGCUUAGGUGCGGUAGGUAAUUGUAGGUGAUGCGGCGACAGCCGAAGUACAAGGCAUCUGCGACAUGGUGAAACCGCAAGCAGAACUUAAAGCUGGAAGAAAUUUUGAUGUUUUCACUGCGACGUCAUUCAAGACCCAAGUGGUGGCUGGGACCAACUUCUUCAUUAAGAUCCAUGUCGGUGGACAUGACUAUGUUCAUCUGAGGGUUUACAGAACACUGCCCCAUGCUGGUCUUAAACUGGAACUGCACAGUCUGCAGGCAGCAAAGACCGUUGGUGACUCCAUAGAGUACUUCUGAUUACGGAGAAUACCUGCAGAGAAUGACACACGUCCAGCCCCUGAUGCCCAGGUUCUGCUUACCUAUGCAGUGUGCUUAUAAUAUGGAUCUGAAAUCAUUUUAAAGUUUUGUCACCCGUCUUUACAUCUUUAAUUUGCUAAAUAAGUGUAAAUGAAUGUGAAAUAUGCCGCAGCUGCAUGUGUCAAAAGUUUUUUUUGUUCCCUUGAAUAGCAAAAAAUAACAUUCAUGUGGCUGCAUAGCAGUGACAGCAAUGAAAUGAGCUAAAAAUAAGCAGCAUAGCAGAGGAGAUCAUGACCUCAGAUGUGGCAGCAGAGAGCAAAUAUGAUCCGUCAAAUCAGUGCAAAGUACUCAGGCUAAAGGUGUGUUGACAAUUUGCAGAGAGGGUUACAACAGCGGCAACUCUGGUGACAUUUAAGGUGCAGUGAUGGCACAGCGCCCUCUGUGGGUCAACUCCUGCCUUUUUAACAAAGUUCUACCCUCCAUCCUGCCCUUAUCAUUGUCAGAAUUGCAACAGCCGUCUUUCCUACCAUGACAAAAUAUUUUUCUCAGGUCAUCCAUUUUAAAGAAUUAACAUCACGAGCAAAUUUUGCAGCGGAAGCUUGGAAUAAACUGUCUGAAUAUA
Messenger RNA from Brienomyrus brachyistius, 1107 nucleotides. Its product is annotated as cystatin-B-like. The transcript is spliced from 3 exons. The coding region runs from base 252 to 485 and encodes 77 amino acids. Gene Ontology annotation, molecular function: cysteine-type endopeptidase inhibitor activity. Lineage: Eukaryota; Metazoa; Chordata; Actinopteri; Osteoglossiformes; Mormyridae. The record is from RefSeq and is a predicted model, not a curated record. Gene Ontology annotation, cellular component: cytosol.